Messenger RNA from Apis cerana (Asiatic honeybee), 1237 nucleotides. It is a transcript of the gene mRpS6, whose product is annotated as mitochondrial ribosomal protein S6. Gene Ontology annotation, biological process: translation. The record is from RefSeq and is a predicted model, not a curated record. Gene Ontology annotation, cellular component: mitochondrial small ribosomal subunit; ribosome. NCBI's taxonomy places the organism in Eukaryota, Metazoa, Arthropoda, Insecta, Hymenoptera, Apidae. Gene Ontology annotation, molecular function: small ribosomal subunit rRNA binding; structural constituent of ribosome.
AGAUUUGUUACUAAAUUUAUCAGGAUGUAACAGUUUUUGCAAUUCUUUAUAUUUUUUUUGAAUUUCCGUAACAUUAACAUCGUAAGUUUUUGGAAUAUCUAUUAUAUCAAAAUAAGUUAAAUUUUCAGGUGGUUUUUGUAAAACUUUACAUUUAGAGCAAAAUAAAUCAGAUUUAUAUGUAAAAUUACAAUUCCAACAUUUUAAUGGACUAUCACUUGAAUAUUUUGAAAUAUUCAUUAAAGUUAACGAAGAAAUAUAAUUUUUAUCUACAUAGUGCGAAUAUAGAUUUUCUUGUUGCUGUAUAAAAUUUAAAUAUAAAACAUUAUAUCUUUUUAUAAGAUUAAAAAAAUUUUUUCUCAAAUACAUAUUUUUAAUACAAAUUUAUCAUAACCUUAUUGUUUAUUAAUUUCAAAAUAAAUUGAUGAUAGGUUCUUAAAUUUUCUAUUAAUAAUACAAAACUAUUAAAUAUUAUUUAAUAUUAAUUAAUAUUAUUUAAUUUUAUUAUUUAUUAAUCAAUACAUAUAUAAAAGAAUCUGAUCUAUAUAAUAAAUUGUAAAAUAUUACGUAUCAUGCUAUGUGUAGUUCGUGAUUCUUAUUGUCAAUGAGAAAAAUCUAUAUUAUUUUUUCAAUUAAAAUUUCAUUUAUAUAUUGAAAAAUAAACGCAAACAUGCCGACGUAUGAAAUGCCAUUAUUAUUACGAUUAGCAAACAAGACAGAAUAUGUAACUGUUUUAAAAGAUGUAGCAAAAUCAAUAUUUGAAACAGGUGGAAUUAUUAGAAAAAUUGAAAAUUGGGGUAUUAAGGAACUUCCAUGUAAAACAAGUGCUCAUAAUAAUAUUCAUACACAAGCAAGCCAUUUUAUGUUUUCUUUUGAUUCGCCACCAUCUCAAGUUAUUAAAAUUCAUGAAGAUUGUAGAAGAAACAGAAGUAUAAUUAGAGUACAGAUAUAUUUACAAAAUAUACCACCUAAAAAUAUAAAAUGCACAUUUGAAGAAGAAAUGUUACCUCCACCUUAUAGACCUAGUGUUCAAAAACUUUUGGAACAAGCUAAGAAACACAAACGUUAUCAAACUAAAUUCAAAUAUAAUUCUGGUCUUGAUUAUUAUCCUUUCAUGAGAUAAAAGAAUUAUUUGUUUAUUACAUAAUAUAUGUUAUUUACAAAUAAAAUGUUGAUUUGCUUAAUUGUAUAAAUAAAAACUUAGAUAAAAGUAAAGAAAAUAAAAAUUGAUAAGAGAAAA